AUGGCGCGCAGACAGCAUCUCUCGGCGAUUGUCGUCCUGGCCAUCGUGGCCUUCUUCAGCGUCUCGUACCUGUUCUCAUCUGGGAUCAGCGACGGCACCAGCUCCCAAUCGGCCCCGGCGCCGCUGGCCAAAGACUCGACUCCCGCAGCGGCAUUCGACAUUGGCGCCAUUGACAGCAAUAUUCUUGUUGGCGGUUCUAUCGCGCCCAAGCUCGAGAAUGCGACGGCCAAGGCCGAGCUCGGUCGCGCCUCUUGGAAGUUCCUCCACACCAUGAUGGGCCGCUUCCCCGACAAGCCGAGCCCCGAAGAAAGUCUCACCCUCAAGACGUUCAUCACACUGUUCUCGCGCCUCUACCCCUGCGGCGAUUGCGCGUCGCACUUCCAGAAGCUCAUCGCCAAGUACCCGCCUCAGGUCAGCAGCCGCACAGCAGCCGCGGGCUGGCUAUGCUUCGUCCACAACGAGGUCAACACAAGGCUGGAGAAGGACCUGUUCGAUUGCGCGAACAUUGGCGACUUUUACGACUGCGGAUGCGGCGAUGAGGACAAAAAGAAAAAGGAGGGGGGAGAAGGGGUCGAAUUGCGAGGGGACGAUAGCAAAGCAUUCGAGCUCCUCGGCGAUAACAAGGCUGUGACAUCGGAGGGUCUCGUAGAUGUGCAUUGA
Verticillium nonalfalfae is the source of this 660-nucleotide messenger RNA. RefSeq lists its product as uncharacterized. Gene Ontology annotation, cellular component: mitochondrion. Lineage: Eukaryota; Fungi; Ascomycota; Sordariomycetes; Glomerellales; Plectosphaerellaceae. The record is from RefSeq and is a predicted model, not a curated record. The transcript has 3 exons. Gene Ontology annotation, molecular function: flavin adenine dinucleotide binding; flavin-dependent sulfhydryl oxidase activity. The coding region runs from base 1 to 660 and encodes 219 amino acids.